GCGCCGAGGGAGACAGGCGGCAAUGGCUCCUCCUCCUCGCGCCUGACCAGACCAUGCACUCCAGGCUGUUCAAGAGGCUCGCCAAGCGGAUCAUGUGACGGUGGAGCUCUUUUUGCGCGCCGGAGGAAAUGUGGAAGAUGGUGGACGCGCUGCUGCGCUGCUCAGUGCUCCUCGCGCUGGUUCUUCAUUUCGUCGUCAGUGGCUGCUCGGCGGUCAACAUUGAAGGGUCGGCGCUGCUCGAGUUCCAGUCGAGGGUGGAGGAGGAUCCGCAUGGCGCCAUGGCAGGUUGGAGCCAGCUGGAUGGCAAUCCUUGCAGCUGGAACGGCGUCCGCUGUGUGGAUGGCAGGGUUGUGAUUCUGAAUCUAAAGGAUCUCUCACUAAGAGGCACCUUGGGUCCGGAGCUAGGAAAUCUUAAUCAUCUGAGGGCUCUUGUACUCUCCAACAACUUGUUCAGCGGACCAAUACCCAAGGAAAUGCGUACUCUUGCAAUGUUGGAGAUUUUGGAUUUAAGCAACAACAAUUUGACUGGGGAAGUUCCACAGGAGAUAGCAGAAAUGCAAUCACUUAAGCAUUUGUUGCUUUCCAACAAUAACUUUCAAGGGCCUCUGAUCCAAAAUUCCUUCUGGAAAUUUGAUCAGGAAAUUGAUUUUGACAUCUAUGAUGAGAGGGGUGAUGUGAAUCAAAGAUCUGAGAAUAGAUUUGAGUCUGAUUCUUCAUCAGUGGAGAACACAAAAGACAAUAACAAACAUUCUGCUCGUCCUUCACAAUUUGCUGCAAGAAUUCCAGCCAUACAACUUAGCCGGCGCAGACUAUUGGUGGAUACCAAUCUUGCUGCGGCUUUUGUAAAUACUCCUGUUCCAGCUGUUGCUCCUGUUCCUUCUACUGGAACUGGCUCAUAUUCAGCAUUUAAUGCAAACGAUGCACCUCCACCAUUAAGUCCUCCAAGUAGCCCACCCAUGCCCAGCAAUCCUCCAAGAAGAUUCAAGAGAUGGCUGUAUGCCAUUGUGUUCAGUUCAAUUGCUCUGCUGCUUAUCAGCAUAGUAUGCUUGUUUGUGCUAUGCCGCAACAAGUCAGUGGCAACAAUAGGUCCAUGGAAGACUGGGCUCAGUGGACAGCUGCAGAAGGCAUUUGUGACAGGAGUACCCAAGUUGCAGCGCUCAGAGCUGGAAGGUGCUUGUGAGGACUUCAGUAACAUUGUUGCAAGCUAUCCACACUACACUGUUUAUAAGGGAACCUUAUCAAGUGGUGUCGAGAUAGCUGUUGUAUCAACUGGUAUUGUGACUAGCAAAGAUUGGUCGAAGCAUUCCGAAGGGAGAUUCAGAAAAAAGAUAGAUUCCCUCUCACGAAUUAAUCAUAAGAACUUCAUCAACCUUCUUGGAUACUGUGAGGAGGAGGAUCCUUUUAUGAGGAUGAUGGUGUUAGAAUAUGCACCCAAUGGAACACUCUAUGAGCAUCUCCAUGUCGAGGGAUUCGAUCAUAUUGAUUGGACUGGUAGGAUGAGAGUAAUUAUGGGGGUAGCAUACUGUAUCCAACACAUGCAUGAGCUCAGCCCUUCUAUCACACAUCCUGACCUACAGUCAAGUGCGAUAUUGUUGUCUGAGGAUGGAGCUGCAAAGGUGGCAGACAUGAGUGUUUGGCAAGAAGUGGUUUCUAGAGAAAAGAUGCCCAAGAACGAUGACUUUGUUGAUCACCAUGAGCCCGUAUCUGCCGAUCCAGCCGGGAAUGUGUGCAGUUUUGGUCUACUCAUGUUGGAAAUCAUCUCAGGAAGGCCUCCGUAUUCUGAACACCAGGGCUCUCUUGUGAACUUGGCUAUGGAGUGCAUUAAAGAUGACCGGAAUAUAUCAUGUUUUCUUGAUCCUACCUUGAAGGCUCACAAAGAAAACGAGCUAGAGAUCAUCUGUGAGUUAAUCCAGGACUGCAUCCAAAGCGAUCCAAAAAAGAGACCAAGCAUGAGAGUGGUCACCACUAGACUGAGAGAAGUUCUAGCAAUCUCGCCGGAGGCAGCAACGCCGAGAUUGUCUCCACUUUGGUGGGCAGAGCUUGAGAUCCUUUCGGUUGAAGCAAGCUAGGAGAAAAACAUGUCAAUAUGAUGUGGUUCUUACAGCAACUCUGACAUUCUGUUCAUACUGUCAUGCAACCUUGUACAUCUCCUCUGUUGUGCGUUUUUGGCGUUUGUGGUGGGUUCGCUGUCCGUGUUGCGUUUCUUUCUCCCCCCUCCAGUAAAUUUCUUUUGCCGGGUUAAUUGUUUUCUUAUUUCUCUUCUCUGUAUACUAUACAUACAAGGUGUGAAAAUAGAAUGAUUCAGCUUAUCCUAGA
Messenger RNA from Oryza brachyantha (malo sina), 2316 nucleotides. RefSeq names its product protein MALE DISCOVERER 2-like. Gene Ontology annotation, biological process: protein phosphorylation. Gene Ontology annotation, molecular function: ATP binding; protein binding; protein kinase activity. Lineage: Eukaryota; Viridiplantae; Streptophyta; Magnoliopsida; Poales; Poaceae. The transcript is spliced from 12 exons. The record is from RefSeq and is a predicted model, not a curated record. Bases 129 to 2069 code for a protein of 646 amino acids.